UGCUUUCUGUAAAAUUUUCCUUCCUACUCGGUUUGACAAAAAUAUUUCAUGCAAUCCUCAGUACUGUUGCUUUGGCGCUCCAGAAGCGAUCUACCGAUUUCUUGAUCCAGAAGGCCGCCAUUGCCACCGGUAUUACCGCUUUCCGUUGGUGGUCUUCUCGCUUUCUCCGACGACGUCCCCAUUCCGUCCGAGUCGUUAACCAUGGCUUUCCGGGCACUGCUUCGGCCCCGAGGGCUUGCACUGGGGUGCCGUAGACUCACCUCUUCCGGAGCUCUUUUCGGAAAUUGGGAUCAUAGGCGUCCAUUCUCGGGGGAAUCCUCGUCGGACGCUUCCGCCAAACCUCCGAGGCCCACCCAAAAGCGAAUCGUUUCUUCCUUGAAGGACUCGGAAAUAUCCAAGUUCGCAGCCAUCGCAGAGACCUGGUGGGAUCUUGAAGGGCCAUUUAAGCCAUUGCAUGCUUUGAAUCCAACGAGGAUGUCCUUCAUUCGUUCGGUCCUCUGUCGACAUUUCAGGAAAGAUCCAUGCAACGCUAGACCUUUAGAGGGAUUGCAAAUUCUGGAUGUUGGUUGUGGAGGUGGUAUUGUUUCUGAGCCAUUGGCUCGGAUGGGAGCAACAGUUACAGGGAUUGAUGCAGUGGAGAAGAAUAUCAAAAUAGCAAGCUUUCAUUCGGAAUUGGACCCAGUUACUGCAUCAAUCGAGUACUGUUGUUCGACAGCAGAGCAACUGGUUGAGAAUCAAAGGAAAUUUGAUGCAGUGGUUGCACUUGAGGUGAUAGAACAUGUUGCCGAUCCAGCAGAAUUUUGCAAUUCAUUGGCAAAUCUGACUUUAACCAAUGGAGCAAUGGUGGUAUCAACAAUCAACCGCUCAAUGAGAGCAUAUGCAACAGCUAUUGUUGCAGCAGAAUACAUCCUCCACUGGCUUCCAAAAGGCACACAUCAGUGGACAAGUUUUCUCACUCCUGAAGAACUAGUUUUGCUCUUUCAACGUGCUUCACUAUCUGUAAAGGAAAUGGCUGGGUUCACAUAUAACCCAAUAACUGGUCAAUGGGCUCUUUCUGAUGACGUGAAUGUAAAUUUUAUUGCAUUUGCUACCAAGAACACUAGAUGUAAUGGGCCCUCAUAGCUAAUAAACUUUUCGUAGGCGUAUUUUUUCUUGUU
Messenger RNA from Nymphaea colorata (pocket water lily), 1157 nucleotides. RefSeq names its product ubiquinone biosynthesis O-methyltransferase, mitochondrial. Lineage: Eukaryota; Viridiplantae; Streptophyta; Magnoliopsida; Nymphaeales; Nymphaeaceae. Bases 202 to 1122 code for a protein of 306 amino acids. The transcript has 9 exons. The record is from RefSeq and is a predicted model, not a curated record. Gene Ontology annotation, biological process: ubiquinone biosynthetic process. Gene Ontology annotation, molecular function: 2-methoxy-6-polyprenyl-1,4-benzoquinol methyltransferase activity.